Molecule: messenger RNA, 3922 nt
Organism: Culex pipiens pallens (northern house mosquito)
Lineage: Eukaryota; Metazoa; Arthropoda; Insecta; Diptera; Culicidae
Exons: 8
Coding region: 113-3907 (1264 amino acids)
Molecular function (GO): acyltransferase activity, transferring groups other than amino-acyl groups
Source: RefSeq, a predicted model, not a curated record
UAUCAGUAAAUGACCGAUUAGUCGAUUACAGCCGACCGAAUUGACAAUCCAAAUGUGACCCACUCAGUUCGAUAAGACCCAUUCGAUAGGCAAUGUCUCGUAUAGCUGCAAAAUGUCCCUCCUACUUUUACUAACGCUUCUUCUUCCGCUCGUCUCCGCGCAACGCCAAGACCUCUGUACGGCUCAACUGAACGAACUUUUCACCGCCAGAGAACCAUGGGCAAUUGCAGUCCUGGACAGCUGGGGCCGCUGGCCGUCCGGCCAGUUCUCCGGCAACCAGUACGACCUGGGAGCGUACGAUCAGUGCCGCCGGCAGUCGAUCUUCAGCGAUUCCGUGGGCCCGGUCGAGGGACGGUACUGCCUGGUGGUCGUGCCGAGGCAGCUCAACUCCACCGCCGGGCGCUUCUUCGUGGACAUGCAAGGAAUUGACGGCGUUGCCGUCGGCAUGUGCUUCCCGAAGGUGUGCAGCGAGCGACAGCUGCGCGAACCCGCGCUGCAGAUCGUCAACUCCAGCUUUGGCGUUGCAGCGGAUCACGUGCAGGUUCAGUGUGAGGGUGAUCUGCCUCGACCGGGAGCUGCCAGACGAACUGCGAUCAUGGUGUUCACGCUGAUCGCUACGUUGACGGUCUUCAGCACAAUCUACGAUCUUGCGUCCAGGUACUUCAAGCCGAAGCCGGUCGAGCUGUGGACCACGUUCUCGUUACGAAGAAAUUGGCACCAACUGAUCCAGGUGCGCCCCUCAACCGGAAGCUCCGAACUGAUCGAGUGCAUCCACGGCAUUCGAGUGCUGGCCAUCGGGUGGAUCAUCUUGGGACACAGCUACAUGAUGAUCCUGUCGGCACCGGUCAUCAAUCCAUUCGAUACGUUUGACUGGAGAUCAUCGUUUCACAGCGCGCUCAUCACCACCGGACCCAACUCCGUCGAUACGUUCUUCGUGCUCAGCGGACUGCUGACCUGCUGGGGUCUUCUGAAGGAGCUCGAUCGCAACAAAAAACUGAACGUCCCACUGCUCUAUCUGCACCGCUACUUGCGGUUGACUCCGGUGUUCGCCGCCCUCAUCCUGUUUACCGUUGGAUUCUACCAGCGCAUUGGCGAUGGACCGCUCUGGCCGGUACAGCAACAGUUUACGACAGGGAAUUGCGAACAGUACUGGUGGUCUGCUCUCCUCUACGUUCAAAACUACGUCAACCCGAACCAGCUCUGCAUCGGUCACUCGUGGUACCUCUCCGUGGACAUGCAGCUGUUCCUGCUCUCACCACUGAUCAUCUAUCCGCUGUGGCGUUGGGGUCCACGAGUCCUGAUCGCUGUCGGUGCCCUAAUCCUGGCUUCCAUGGGAUGCCUACUGAGCGUCUUCCUGGUCAACGACCUACGAGCUAGUGUAGCGGAGGCCAGCCUGCUUCGGGAACGUCUAGCCUACCUUCCAACUCACACCCGGAUGGGAGCGUGGUUCGUCGGACUGAUCCUGGGUUACGUCCUACAUCGGAUCAAACGACGAACCAUUCUAAUCCCCACAAUCUACGUGACCCUCGGCUGGGUGACCUCGCUCGCGAUCAUGAUCGCCUGCCUAGUCGGUGCCUACGGAACAAACCAUCCAAACUCCCACCAAAACGGCUUCCUCGUUGAUGCCCUGUACGAAACGGGCCGUCACGUCCUGUGGGCUUGCAGCGUGGCCUGGAUCAUCUUCGCGUGCACAACCGGGUACGGCGGGCCGGUCAACACCCUGCUAUCCGCGACCUUCUGGCAACCUUUCGGAAAGCUGUCGUACUGUCUGUACCUGCUGCAUCUUCCGAUGCAGGUGUUGUUGACGGGUACGCAACGAACCGUACGGCACUUCAGUGACCUGGAAGCGAUUCACGCGUUCGGAGGUGACGCUUCGUUGACGGUACUCGCUUCCGUUGGGUGGACGCUGAUUUUUGAGUUGCCGUUUGCGAAUUUGGACGGAAGUUUGUGCAAGAUGGUGCGAAAGAAGCCUGCACCGAGGACUAACGAAGAGUUUACAACUUCACCGCGGCAAAAUAUGUCUCCUCUAGUCUUGCUAACGCUUCUUCUUCCGCUCGUCCUGGCGCAACGCCAAGAUCUCUGUACAGCUCAGCUGGAGGAGAUAGUCGCCGCAUCAAGCGCUGGAGAACCAUGGGCACUUGCAGUUCUGGACAGUUGGGGCCGUUGGCCGUCGGGUCAGUUCUCGGGGAACCAGUUCGACCUGGGAGCGUACGAUCAGUGCCGCCGGCAGUCGAUCUUCAGCGAUUCAGUGGGUAGGAUCGAGGGACGGUACUGCCUGGUGGUCGUGCCGAGAAACUCUUCCGAAAACUUCGUGGACGUAAGAGGAAUUGGCGGCGUUGCCGUGGGCAUGUGCUUUCCGAAGGUGUGCAGCGAGGAACAGCUGGGUGAACCGGUGUUGGCGAUCGUCAAUUCAAGCUUCAAUAUCGCGGCGGAUUACGUGGGCAUCAAGUGCGAGCAAGAUCCGGAUCGACCAGGAGCUGCCAGAACGACUGCGAUAACGGUAUUCGCGAUGAUCGGUUCGCUGGUGAUCUUCAGCACAGUCUACGACAUUGCCUCAAGGUACUUCACAGAGAAACGUGAUGUGUUGUGGAGUACUUUCUCCUUGCGGAGAAACUGGCUUCAGCUAACCAGGGUACGCUCAUCCACUGGAAGCUCGGAAAGUAUCGAAUGCAUCCACGGCAUCCGAGUGCUGGCCAUCGGUUGGAUCAUGCUGUGGCACAGCUAUUCGUUGACCUUCCUUGCACCGCUGAUCAAUCCGAACACCUUGUCUGACUGGAGAUCAUCGUUCCACAGCGCACUGAUUACAAUUGGACCAAUCUCCGUGGACACGUUCUUCAUGCUCAGCGGACUGCUAACUUGCUGGAGUCUGCUGAAAGAACUAGACCGCAACGGUAAGCUGAACGUUCCGCUGCUUUAUCUGCACCGCUACUUGCGGUUGACUCCGGUGUUCGCCGCACUCAUCCUGUUCACCGUUGGAUUCUACCAGCGCAUUGGCGAUGGACCACUCUGGUCCGAGGCGUACCAAUUCACUUCCGGCAACUGCAAGCAAUACUGGUGGUCUGCUCUCCUCUACGUUCAAAACUACGUCAACCCGCAUCAGGUCUGCCUCGGUCACUCGUGGUAUCUCUCCGUUGACAUGCAACUGUUCCUGCUGUCACCGCUGAUCGUCUACCCGCUGUGGCGUUGGGGUCCACGAGUCCUAAUCGCUGUCGGCGUCCUGAUCCUGGCUUCCAUGGGAUGUCUGCUGAGCGUCUACCUAAUCAACGAUCUGCGGGCUAGUGUACUGGACGCAGGAUUGCUCCAGGAACGUAUAGCCUACCUUCCAACUCACACCCGGAUGGGAGCGUGGUUUGUCGGAAUGAUCCUGGGUUGCGUCCUUCAUCGGAUCAAACGACGUACCAUUGCGAUACCCAAGGUCUACGUGACCCUCGGCUGGUUGACCUCCCUCGGAAUCUUGAUCGCCUGUAUCGUCUGCGCAUACGAAACGAAUCAGCCGCACCCCCCUCCGAGCGCCACCUUGGUGGACACCUUGUACGGAACGACCCGUCACGUCCUCUGGGCUUGCAGCGUAGCCUGGAUCAUCUUCGCGUGCAGAACCGGGUACGGCGGCCCGAUCAACACCCUGCUAUCCGCGACCUUCUGGCAACCUUUGGUAAAGCUGUCGUACUGUCUGUACCUGCUGCAUCUACCGCUGCAGAUCUUCCUGACCGGUCGGCAACGUACCGUGCGUCACUUCAGCGACCUGGAAGCGAUUCACUCCUUUUGGGGUGAAGUAGCGUUGGCGGUGCUGCUUUCGAUUGGAUGGACACUGCUGUUUGAGCUGCCGUUUCUGAAUCUGGACGAAUGGCUGCGGAAACUGGUGCGAGCCAAGACUAACGAGAACGUAGUGGGCGAAGAACGACGGUGACUUUGAACAUAGACU